Messenger RNA from Daucus carota subsp. sativus, 2225 nucleotides. RefSeq names its product transcription termination factor MTERF2, chloroplastic. Gene Ontology annotation, biological process: regulation of DNA-templated transcription. The coding region runs from base 45 to 2015 and encodes 656 amino acids. NCBI's taxonomy places the organism in Eukaryota, Viridiplantae, Streptophyta, Magnoliopsida, Apiales, Apiaceae. The record is from RefSeq and is a predicted model, not a curated record. The transcript is spliced from 6 exons. Gene Ontology annotation, molecular function: double-stranded DNA binding.
ACUCUAGUAGUAGUCUUAACACAAUUUCAGUUAAAAAGAAGAAGAUGAUAUCUCAGCCACAGUACAACCACUCCUCCAUCAUCUUCCACCACCACAACUACCGUCUAAUUAUCGCCGGAGCCGCAAUCAAACCAACCCACCUCUGUUGUCUGUCCUCUGCCAGGGACCCCACCACAACUCCGCCCACAAACCACCGCAGACACAAUUCAAAAUCAACCCAUCUCCUCGUUCACCACUUAAAUCCACCUGAACAAGACCAACCCCAUCAAGAAGCUUAUUUUAAGCAACCCCAUGAAGAAAAAAUGGCCAACAAAGAGCUUCUUGAGUUGUCACUAGCUAGAAAGAGAACCCCUCAAUUUCCUGGCUCAAUUUAUCCCCAUUCUCCUAGCGAUGUUGGUGAGGGUGUGGAUGUGGCUGGUUACUCUUCUAUGCCGCCAAUACGGAAACUUUUGAAGGAUAAUGAUAGUGGUGAGGUGGAUCGAGAGAUGUUGAUCAAGGCACUUGAGAUUAGGAGAAAAGUGGUUAUGGAGAUUUUUGUUGAGGCAAUGGUAAAGGGCAAGUUUGGGAUUACUUAUGCUACUAAUUUGGCUUCUAGGCUGCCUGAUUUUAUUGACUUUGUUAUGAUUCAAGCUGCUUCUUUGAAGAAUUUGCCCGAAUUCACGGGUUCAUCUUUUAAUUUUCGGGCUAAGUAUGUCAUUGAUGACUCUAAUGUUGUGCCAGUGAUCAGGUGGUUGAAACACAAUGAGCUGCCGUAUCCACAUAUUGGGAAAAUCAUAUGCAAGUCAAGAGGAGAUCUUGAUUCCAUUACACGAACUGCUGAGUGGCUCAAGACAAUCCAUGUGAAAGGAAGAAGCAUUGGAAUUGUGAUGAUCAGAGCAGGAGAAGAUAUAUUGGAGCGAAGCAGAAAAGAAAUGGAUGAGAUUGUUGACUACUUAGAGAGCAAUGGGGUUAGGAGAAUAUGGAUGGGCUAUGUGAUGAGUCGGUGUCCUGAAUUGCUAUGUAUGAACUUGGAAGAAGUGAAGAUCCGGUCAGAAUUUUAUUUGGAUAUGGGAAUGAAUUACCAUGAUUUUGGAACAAUGGUUUACGACUUCCCCAAAGUGCUUGGUUACUUAUCUCUCGAAGAGAUGAACCAAAAGGUUGCUUACUUGAAGGAGUUCGGUCUCAAUAGUGAAGAAGUUGGCAGAUUACUUGCAUCUAAGCCGCAUUUGAUGGGUUGUAGCAUUGAAGAAAGAUGGAAGCCUCUGGUAAAAUACCUAUACUACCAUGGGGUUUCACGAGAGGGCAUGAGAAGAAUUAUUACAACAAAACCGAUACUUUUUUGUAUUGACUUGGAGAGCAACAUUGUCCCAAAGGUUCAAUUUUUGAGGGACAUAGGAGUUCAAGAUGAUGCUAUUGGCAAUGUACUUGUCAAGUUCCCUCAUUUACUAACCUAUAGCCUUUACAAGAAGAUACGACCAGUGGUGAUAUUCUUGUUGACAAAAGCUGGAGUAACCCAAAAGGACAUUGGAAAGGUGAUUGCAUUAGGGCCUGAGCUUUUGGGAUGUAGCAUUUCAAAGAAGCUGGAUCCUAAUGUGAAAUACUUCCUGUCUCUUGGAAUUAGACUUAAGGUAUUGGGUGAGAUGAUAGCCGACUUCCCCAUGCUACUGCGUUACAAUACAGAUGUACUUCGUCCCAAGUACCAAUACUUGCGAAGAACAAUGGUCCGCCCUCUAAAUGAUCUUAUCGAAUUUCCCAGGUUUUUUAGCUACUCUCUGGAAGGCCGAAUAAUCCCUAGGCACAAGAUUAUGGUAGAAAAUCGUGUUAAUUUUAAGCUCCGGUACAUGCUGGAGCCAGACACAGAUUUUGAUAAAAGAGUUCAGGAAGCGGUUGAAAAGCGCCGGAAAUUUGAGCUUGGAUUCAACGGCGCUGCAGAAUCAGAGGCUCAAGCUGAAGGUUACACAGAUAAUAUACCAGUUGAUGCAUGUGACCAUGACUAUCCUUCCUCAGAUUCUGGGACUAUUACGCAGACAAUGUAGUUAGAACACAACUCUGCAAGUCCUUUAACACGUAUUUCAGUGAGAGGGUGCAUCUCUGUAAUGUAGCAUAGUUGUAUAUCUUAAAGUCAAAAUACCGACUUCCAGAUAAUAGUCCAUUAGUCUGUACAUAUUAUAAUUGAUCAAUUGAAAAAAGUUCAGUAUUUCCACACAAAGAAUUUUUUUAAAUAAGUUUCUCUUUUUGUUUCUUGA